AUGCGAUAUGGUUCAAUUCGCGGUCGCGCGAUCUGUUGACUUGGUUUAUUGGUGCGAAGUGGCUCAAUUUGUUUGUUAACAAUUUUUCAAGUGGAUUAAAGUACACGGCUACACGGCUACGCGGCUACAGAGAUAAGUACUUAGGCGAGCACAUACAGACCCACUAACUUAUUUGCAUGCUCGAUUUUGUACCACAUUUUGAACGAGUAACCUUCAAUCGAAAGACAGACCGAGACUCAAGCAGUCAGAAAUACACACUGGCGCAUGGACGUACGGACGGACGGACAAGUGUUCGCUAGAAAUUGUGCAAUUUAGAGCUCAUAAAUUUGCAUUUUUGUUAUUGUGUUGCUUGUAUGCAAAUCGAAAACGGUUAAAAAGUGCAUUCGUCAAGUAAAUAGAAUAAAUUAAGAUUUUAAUAAAAAAAAAAAUUAUUAAAAAUCCAACUGAACUCAUUUAAAAAAACAUUAACGUUCGUCCUACAAUUGUUUUGUAUCGAAAAGUACCGAUUGUGCAUAAUAAACUCCGGAAGGAGAAGUGAAUAAUUCAAAAACACAACCAAAACGGAACUCUUAUAGACAACAACAUGAAUGCAAAGAUUUUGGCAUUUUUGAUAAUAGGACUUAACUCUUACUUGUGCUACGCACAGCGACGCCCUAGAAUUUAUAACGCACUUAUAACCACCGAUGAAAAUCUUAUAUCAAGCCGUGCUUAUCCAGUGAUACAACCUACAAUUCAUGAAACGCGCCUGGCACAAUAUCCUUUUGGACCAUAUGCAUACUCACCGUUUGUGCGAUUUGGACAACCGGUUGCUCCAGGCUUAGGACCAAGGCAACAGCUUCCGUAUCCUUUACCGCAGUCGCAGUUUCCGCCACAAUUUAUGCGCCGUCCCUUGCCUUCGUAUGUACCGCCACAACCAUAUCCACAACAAACAGAAACACCCAACCCACCGACAGCUCCAGCUCAACAACCAACGUCACAACAAUCAGCACAACAGAAUCCAAAUGAACCACCAACACCUCAAAGUCCAGGUGCUGGAAAAACUCCACAAGACGGCAAAGUACCGAUUCCCUUAAAUGAGUAUGGACUACCACCAUCGCUAAUUCCCUUGUCACAAUAUCCACAUCCAAACGCAAAUUCAGUACAUUUGCCGCCAUACGGUUUUAAUCCAGUAAAUCCAUUAGGAUUUAAUUCCCCCUACGGUUACAGAGACAACUUUUUGCCUCCCUACGAUUACUUACCGAAUCAUAUGCAAGGAUUUGCUGGACCACAACCUACACAAACACCAUCAACAAAUGCUCCUACGCCAACUGAUAUCAACACUGAACCCUCGGAUGCCACGGAAACCGAUUCUACCUUUGAAACUACUCAAACCAAUCCUCAAGUAGCAACGACACCCAGUUUUGAUAGCAUUAAAAACGCUUCGAACAAGCCAAAAGACAUACCAGACGUACCACCACCACCAAUACCAGCCGGUAAACCGAAAAAUUCGUAGAUUUCUUUAGAGAAUUGUAGAAAAUUAUAUUUCUUUUAUAAAAAAAACCUAUUUAUAUGAGUGCCAAUUAACAAAAACUAUUCUUAA
Teleopsis dalmanni is the source of this 1579-nucleotide messenger RNA. Its product is annotated as proline-rich receptor-like protein kinase PERK9. The transcript has 3 exons. The coding region runs from base 584 to 1492 and encodes 302 amino acids. NCBI's taxonomy places the organism in Eukaryota, Metazoa, Arthropoda, Insecta, Diptera, Diopsidae. The record is from RefSeq and is a predicted model, not a curated record.